Molecule: messenger RNA, 1551 nt
Organism: Drepanopeziza brunnea f. sp. 'multigermtubi' MB_m1
Lineage: Eukaryota; Fungi; Ascomycota; Leotiomycetes; Helotiales; Drepanopezizaceae
Source: RefSeq, a predicted model, not a curated record
AUGACCGACCACGUACUCACCGUCUCUACUGACCCAAUCGGAGGCGUCAUGCAUACCAAGGAGGCUGCAAUCUCUGUGCAACCAGGCCAUCCAGACGAGAUCGCAGCCUUUGCAAUAGACGAUCCCGAGAACCCAUUCAACUGGUCUUCUCGAAAAAAAAGCUUCGUCAUGAUCGUCGGGAUCAUCGCCAUCCUCAACAGCACUUUUGACUCAUCACUGCCCAGCGGCGCCAUUGACUUUAUCACCGCCGAAUUCAAUGUGACAGCUCCCAUUCAGAAUGCCCUGCCCAUAUCCAUCUAUCUCGUCGGCUACAUUCUCGGCCCGCUCUUUUUUGCUCCCCUCAGCGAGACAUACGGGCGGCGCGUCGUCAUGGUGCCGAGCUUUGCCCUCUUCACCAUCUUCACCCUGGCCUGCGCGCUGGCACGAGACUGGCCCUCAUUCCUCUUCUUCCGCCUGGUCUGUGGCAUUAACGCCUCGAGCUCGAUUGCUAUCACGAGCGGCAUCUACGCGGACAUCUAUGCUGAUCCCGUGGUCCGCGGCCGGGCCAUCGCGUUCUCCAUCUCGGUAACCUAUACCAUGAUGGUUUAUUGCCAUGCCACGUCGUUUGGGCCGCAGCUGGCGCCGCUUCUCUCGGGUGCGGUGUCGCCUGUCAGCUGGCGCUGGACCUUCUGGAUUGGAUUCAUCCUUCUGGGCGUGUCCCUUGUUCCUGUAUUAUUCCUCCCUGAGACCUUCAAGCCAGUGAUCCUGCGCAAACGUGCUAUCAAGCUGCGGAAAAAGGACCCAAGUCACCGAAUCUACGCGCCGAUCGAGCUGGAAACCCGUGAUACGAUGGAAAUCGUCACGGUAACGCUAGCGCGUCCGAUACGCAUGUUCUUUAAAGAGCCCAUUGUGCUGCUCAGCAGCUUGUAUCUGGCCUUUGCAAGCGCCAUCUAUUUUCUCCUUUUUGAAGCCUACCCCAUCAUCUUCCACGGCAUCUACAAAAUGAACUAUAUCGGGGCUGGCCUCGCCUUUAUCCCAAUUGCUGUCGGGUCCAUCCUCGCCUUAUUCAUCUCAAUGGCAUGGGACGGCUACUUCCAACACGCGCGCAAGCACCACCGCCCCUUCACCAGCAUCAAAGAAUACGAACGCGUCCCGCUCGCCUGCCUAGGUGCCGUUUGCUAUGUCGUGGCCAUCUUCUGGCUCGGCUGGUCCGCGUCAUCCAACAUCCACUGGAUCGUGCCCAUGCUCUCCGGCGUCCCCUUUGGCGCCGGCUUCGUCCUGAUCUUCAUCGCACUGCUCAACUACAUGACUGAUGCCUACCGCGAGCUCGCCGCCAGUGCAGCUGCCGCCGCGAGCUGUACUCGGAGCAUUUUUGGCGCGCUGCUCCCGCUGGCUAGUUCGGCGAUGUAUGGCCGCCUGGGUGUGCCGUGGGGCAUGAGCUUCCUCGGCUUUGUGAGCCUGGUCCUGGGUCUUGUUCCGUUUGCUUUUAUCAAGUAUGGGGAGCGCAUUCGGUUGGGGAAACUAAAGACCGAUCAGGUUCUGGACCUGCCAUACGCAAAUGAUAUUGGUUGA